ACCCCAAAGAAGAAGAGCAUUUUACUUGAUUUUGGAAAACAUCAACAUGGUAAAAUGCUGCAUUAAAAACUGCCGCAGCAGGUCACACUAUCAUUCAGGAAAUAAAAUAAAAAAUGGGAUACGUUUCUUCAUUUUCCCAAAGUGUAAACGGCACGAAGGACCGCAUGUUGAAGAUGUAACGAGAAGACGUCGCAUGGCGUGGAUAUCGGCAGUAGGACGAAAAGACAUCACUUACAACCACAGCCCUGUGUCAAGGAGAGUGUGCUCUUUGCACUUUCAUUCAGGACAACCAGCAUAUGAAAUGCUUGAAACCCAUCCUGACUGGGCACCAUCUUUGCUUUUGAAUCCCAGUGAAGUAAAUGAAAAUGACAAAGAUAGUUUUAGCAGUCGAAUAAAGAGAAAUAAAAGGUCUGGGGUCACGAGAAAAAAGAAGAUUGAGGACAACAUUAAACGUGAAGAAGCAGAUGAGAUGGUACAAGAAGACAAAGUGAUAUACAAUGAAGUAACUGAGACGGUGAUGCGACAGGAAGUGGAGGAGAAGAAAUGGACACAAGUGGACGUGGGGGAGAAGGAAUUGCCACGACAGGAUGAGAAAGAUGACAUUGCACACCAUCCUGAUGAACAUAGUGCAAAGGACUGUGGGCUUUGCCAGUGCAGAUAUAAUGAAAUAAACCGUUUACUACAGGAAAACAGACAGCUGAAGCAUGAACUUGAUGGAUUUAAAAUCACAGAGGAGUUUUUUAAGGAUGAUGAUGUUAAAGUCAAAUAUUACACAGGACUUCCAAGCUAUGCCAUUUUUCAGGUUUUGUUUUCCAAAGUAAUGCCGUUUUUGCCUCAGGCUAAAAGAAAGUUGACAUGUUUUCAGAUGCUCCUUCUUACCUUCAUGCGUCUGAGAUUGGAUUUGCCCAUCCAGCACAUCGCUCAUCUUUUCAAUGUGAACGAAUCAACUGUUAGUACUGCAUUUAAGCAAACGGUGAGUGUUUUGUACUCCCGCUUGUCUCCACUGGUGCACUGGCCAGACAGAGAGAGUUUGCUAGUCAGUAUGCCGCAUCAGUUCGUGGAGAUAUUUGGAAAUCAUUUUGCUGCCAUUGUGGACUGCUUUGAAGUUUCUAUAGAAAGACCAUCAAGUCUUCAAGCAAGGGCACAAACAUCAUCAAACUUCAUCAAAGAUGGUCUCACACUGAAGUACCUCACAUGCAUUACUCCACAAGGAGUCAUUUCUUUCAUCUCUAAAGGGUUUGGUGGGCGCACUAGCGACAAACAAAUAACUGAGAACUGUGGUUUUCUAGAUAAACUACUGCCAGGGGACAUAGUGUUAGCGGACAGAGGGUUUGACAUUAAAGAGAGUGUGGGAUUGAUGUGUGCUGAAGUGAAAAUACCAGCAUUUACAAAGGGGCAACGUCAGCUGGAAGCAAAGGAUGUGGAGGACAUGACAAGCAUUGCACACCUCAGAAUUCACCUGGAGAGAGUCAUCGGUGUUGUACGCAACAAAUACAAAAUCCUUUCUUCAACUAUUCCUAUCAGUAUGGUGCUGCCAUGUGAGCGUGUGUAUGUAACAUUUUUAGACAAAAUAGUUACAGUUUGCUGUGCUUUGGUAAACAUGUGUCCAAGUGUUGGACCAAUAAGAAAAACAAAUACCUGUUCAUCGUUACAAUAAAAUAUAAUACAACACAAUAUAACACAGAAAUAUGUAUAACAUUUAAAAAUAAGUUUAUUUAACUAAGUUUGGGAGGAGCGUGGGCUUGUAAUCCAACCGAUCAAAGCAAAGAUGUCUCUGUAGCUGUCCCUCACCUCUGUCCUGUUUUUUGCCGCAUCCUUCCUCCACACCAUCGCUUUACUCUCUGCUGAUACAUCUGUCCCAGUUGAAAAGGGGGAAGGUUAAAAAACCCUUAAUAAUAAAUACAAACGAUUAUUGUUUUUAAAGUUUUCUGGAUUUUUCUUCUAAAUCAAUGGGAU
Molecule: messenger RNA, 1956 nt
Organism: Paramisgurnus dabryanus
Lineage: Eukaryota; Metazoa; Chordata; Actinopteri; Cypriniformes; Cobitidae
Source: RefSeq, a predicted model, not a curated record